Molecule: messenger RNA, 931 nt
Organism: Ceratitis capitata (Mediterranean fruit fly)
Lineage: Eukaryota; Metazoa; Arthropoda; Insecta; Diptera; Tephritidae
Exons: 2
Coding region: 389-883 (164 amino acids)
Source: RefSeq, a predicted model, not a curated record
UAAGUAAUAGAAUAUUUUAAGUGCACCCCUAAUAAUUAUAUAGAUACGUACGCCUAUUCCACCUCAUGCGUAUUAAGUAACAUUUCGUUGAAUCAACUCCACCGGCAAACGUAAAGUCCCUGAGUUUUUUCACCUCAUUCCACUGAGGGCCUCCACCUCACUGGAAGAGUGAUAGUAGAGGGUUUUCAACCCCACAGCCCAUACGAGAAGUAGUAAUUGUUGUAUUAAAGAAAUAGAGAUAAUAUAUAUAUACAUACUCAUAUUACUAUUUAACAAUAACACAAAAUUUGUUGUAGCAUAAAAUAUCGUGUUGUUAUUUUAAGAAACCCUUGGCAAGGCUGAGCUUGCCCCAGCCAAGUGGAAAUGUACGAACCAGCGACAUUAUGAUAUGCUUCGAUUAGAGACCAAGUACGGAAAUGGUUGCGACGGCGGUGAAGAUCCCUUAGGAUUUAUCGAGAGAGUGAAAGAGUUAGCGGACGGAUACAACAUUAACCGUUAUUCGAUCCCCGACGACGCGUCCAGCGACCAGCAUUUCAUAAGCGCAGAUGAAGGGCAGGCAGGAGUCUACAGAUAUUCUCAUUGCGGCGAAUUACGGAGAAAGGCGGGGAGGUCAAAAACAGUAGUAAAACCACACUUGUACCGAGAGGAGGAGCACGGACCAGAACCGAGGGGUGGUGAUGAGAGCAGAACGCCGAUCAGAGGAACAAAUGACAGACCAUCCACCGAGAUCACAGGAAAAAAAGUAAAUCACCGAAUGAUUGCUGUCAGAAUACGCAGAGGUGCGACUAGAUACUUUCAUCACUUCCAAGAGGUGGAGUUCAGAACAAAUCGAACACAUCAACAGCACUUAGGCAAACGCAGGGCUGGAUUCUGGCCAGAGUAACAGUUUUCUUUAUACAGAAUUCAUUUAUUUACUGGAUUUGCUAUAAUA